AUGAGGAGCGGGCGCGGCGGCCGGCGGUGCCUGGGCGGGGAACCGGCUGCGUGCGCCAUGAACCCCGAGCUGGCGAUGGAGCCGCUGGGCAGCCUGCACGGGGCGGCGGGGCACGAACCGGAGAUGAUGGGCAGCCCCAGCCCUCACCACGGCGGCCGCAGCGCGGGGCCGCUCCGGGUGCCGCCCCCCCCACCGCCGCCGCCGCCGCCGCACCAGGAGCUGCCCCCCGCCGCCCGGCCCGCCAUGGUGCCCAGCAUGGCCUCGCUGCUGGACGGCGCCGCCGAGUACCGGCCCGAGCUCUCCAUCCCGCUGCACCACGCCAUGAGCGUGCCCUGCGAGGCCUCGCCGCCCGGCAUGGGCAUGAGCGGCACCUACACCACGCUGACGCCGCUCCAGCCCCUGCCGCCCAUCUCCGCCGUCUCCGACAAGUUCCACCACCCGCAUGCCCACCCGCACGCCCACCACCACCACCACCACCAGCGCCUGCCGGGCAGCGCCGGCGGCGGCUUCGCGCUCAUGCGGGACGAGCGCGGGCUGCCGGCCGUCAAUAGCCUCUACGGGCCCUACAAGGAGGUGCCGGCCGUGGGGCAGAGCCUCUCGCCGCUGGGCAACGGGCUGGGCCCGCUCCCCGGCUCCCAACAGGGCCUGCACGGCUACGGGCCGCCCGGCCACGACAAGAUGCUGAGCCCCAACUUCGAGGCGCACGCAGCGAUGCUGGCGCGGGGGGAGCAGCACCUGCCCCGGGGGCUGGGGACGCCCCCGGCCAUGCUGCCGCCCCUGAACGGCGCGCACCACCCCGCGCCCCCCGGGCCGCCGCCGCCGCACGGCCCCGCGCUGCCCGCCGGCCGGGAGCGGCCGCCCCCCGCCGCCGGCCCGCAGGGGAGCGGCGCGGGGCAGCUGGAGGAGAUCAACACCAAGGAGGUGGCACAAAGGAUCACGGCGGAGCUGAAGCGCUACAGCAUCCCGCAGGCCAUCUUCGCCCAACGAGUGCUGUGCCGCUCCCAGGGGACCCUCUCGGACUUGCUGCGGAACCCCAAGCCUUGGAGUAAACUCAAGUCCGGCCGGGAGACGUUCCGCAGGAUGUGGAAGUGGCUACAGGAGCCGGAGUUCCAGAGGAUGUCUGCCCUGCGGCUAGCAGCCUGCAAACGCAAAGAGCAAGAGCCCAACAAAGAGCGGAACAACUCCCAGAAGAAAUCCCGCCUGGUUUUCACCGACCUCCAGCGCCGAACGCUUUUCGCCAUCUUCAAGGAGAACAAGCGUCCCUCCAAAGAAAUGCAGAUCACCAUCUCCCAGCAGCUGGGCCUGGAGCUCACCACCGUCAGCAACUUCUUCAUGAACGCCCGCCGGCGCAGCCUGGAGAAGUGGCAGGACGACCUGAGCUCCGGGGGCUCCUCCUCGGCCCCCAGCACCUGCACCAAGGCGUGAGGGGCGGGCACGGCCGGCAGGGCGCGGCGAGAGCGGCUCCGCGGCACGGCCCCUCGCUGCCCACUAAAGCACAAUCCCCCGCCAGCCAGCCCGGCCCCGAGGACGUUCCUACGGCUUCUCUCAGUCUUAGCAGGCGCAGGCUCCACUCCAACCUCUCUCCACACAAUACUAUGCUCAGGACAGGCGAAGCAGGUCUGAAACGUAGGGGAGUCGUUCUUGAGGCAGGUUUCUCCUGAGCCCCGGGUUUCCGUGGCCGGCGGGAUCCGCUGCCGGCCCGGCUGCCUGCCGUGUGCUGGCCACACCACCCUGCGGCCACACGACAACGGAGCACAAAGUCGGAUACUAGAAACCCAAGACCCUGUUUUUAAACUCAGGCAUGGUUUUUUGUUAAGUGUUUUAGGGGAAAAACAAAAAAUCAGAUUUAAGGUUUUUUUGGUUGUUUUUUUUUUAGUUUAAUUUAAUCAGCUUGUUCUUGGAUCAGAAACGUUCAGUUCUCUUGAGCUCAAAGUAUCAAGCACAAAGCCGGUAGCUACAGCCGCGGUGGGGCCCUGGGCUGCCCAGGGAGGCCGUGCCAGCUGCAGCCUGACAUCCCGGGAACACCGCACGAGCCUCAAGCACAGCUGGCAGUUCCUCACAAGCUCUGUGUUUGUACCUAAUGCACACUCAGGAGGUCGAUGGAACUGCUACAGUUCAUGGAGCAAACACAAUGUUUUGGAAGACUUAGAUUAAUUUACAUUAUUACAUCCUUUUUAGUUUCUGGGAAUCUGGUUUCUCCUCGGCAACGGCUGUUACCGAAACCUUUUCAGCGUUCCGUGUAUUUUUGUUCAUUUUAUCAGUAUUUUAUGGUACUUCAAGCAGGAAAACAAACAGAAACAAGCCCUUCAGAUGCCACUGACCGUUUCAGAUGUGCCGCGUUUAGCUCUAUCGCAUCCCUAAGUUCCUUUUCCCUGCCGGCUCCCCGAGCCGGCAGGAACACAGCACACCAAAGAGACAGGAUUUCUGCAAGCCAAAGAUGUUUAUAACUUGCCAUUUCUCCUCGUGGCCGCUGGUGCGGUGGUUGGCCGGCGCCGGGGAAGCCUGGCGAGCUGCACGCCCUCCCUCCAGCUCCGUGCAGCGGAGCCGCCCUGGCGGCGGCGCUGCGGCCGCCGGCUGCUGACCGGCCUGGGCGGCGCGCUCCGCCACAGACACUUGAGACUUUUUUUAUGUACUGCUUAAUCGAAACCAAAGAAACGUUUUCUGCACCUACUUCUUCUGCAACAAACUGUUCCAUUGAAAGAUAAAAUAAAAAUUAAAAAAAAAAAAAAACAAGGAAGCAUGUCAGGAAGCAAACGAGUCCCACACUGUGUUCUACAAACAUCUUGGACGUUUUCGGAAGCAGAUCUCAAAGAAAGGGUUGACGAGAAUGAGAACAAAGCAAAGCCAGUACAAUUGCUGCUUCAUUUGACAACUCAAGUCCUCUUAAAGUUGAAGAUUGUCUUUAAUUUGUGCCUAUGCAGUUUUUUCAAAAGAACAAGGAACAGAGCAACCAAAACCUCAACAGCUACAAUACCAAAGAUGAGGAUUCUCAUGACUUGUGUUUCAGUUCGUUUCUCCUCUUGCACGACGAAUGCACAUAACCCCACUGAUCUCUGGACAGGUAACCACUCGUGAGUCUCUGUGCAGCCAGAAGGGUGGGUUCAUUUCUGUUUUCCCUCUUUCUGCCCCACAUGGCACCUCUCCCAGAGCUGCAUGGACUCCAAGUGCAGGAGGUUGGAAUACUACCCUGGUGCAUCUCCUCCCUCCAGGAAACACUCGUGGGUUGGCUGUGACUUGUGUGUUGGUCUCCUGUGUGUCUGGAGGCGUGGACAGCCACCCUCCUGCGCGUGACAUCGGUCCAGUGACCUCCACCCUUCUUUCUCCUCCCCAGGGAUCAAACUUGCAAUAGGUGUGUUCCCAUCUCUGUCACUGUGAGUGCUGAGCAGCGCCGCAGCCUGGCUCCAAACCUCCACCUGAACCAAACCCAAGUAUUCAGCAGUUCCUGGGGCACUUCAGGAGCUGCUUCUGAAUGUUGUUUGAUCCAGGUCAUGAUGAUCCAGAUCAUGACAUGUCCAAAUUUGUCCGCAGAGCCGGAGCGCAUCUUGCUCCUCUCUGCCUUUAAACAAGGGCUUCAUUUUAACUGCUUCACAGAACUGCUGCAGUCACUUUGCAAUGACUGCACUUAAAAUAGAAAAAAAAAAAAAUAAUCAAGAAGCCUCACCCGCUCAGGACAGGAAAAGUUUCUGGAAAGCAAAUUCAGGAUCCUCACAGCUAAAUUGACAGCACGUGCCUGCUCUGGGGAUCAAAGGAUCCUUUGGCAGAUUCCAAAGAGAUUUGGAGAAUCCUUGUGGCCAGACAUGGAAUAAAGUUGCCAAAAAUUGGUCCCAAUCUGUGUUGAUGUGUCCUGAGGGCUUCUCACCCAAAUGCCAGAUGUUUGAGUGCAGAGUUUGGAGCCAGCAGGCUGGAGCAGGGCCCAGCUGAAGUUUCACUUUCAUUCCCACCUAAGUGUCCAUCAGACCAGCCCCUGGUGCAUUUUGAACUCGGCAUUUUCCUCAGGGGAGCUGUCUCGUGCUGGAAGGGUGCCCUGCAAUCUGCAGUGGCAGGGGAUGACACAGGACCAGUGAAAACCCCAGCUCCCCUUCCUGCAGUGAGAGGGCAGGGAAGUGCAUUGCAUCCCACAGGGAAUGAGCCCCAGGCAUCCUCUGAGCAUGUGGGACCCCUCACUGAGGCUCAUCUCACCUGAGGGACACUCCCCUGAGGGACAUGCAGAUCGCCACAGCUCUGCCUCCCACCUUCCCCAGAGGCAGAGGGAGCUGCCCACAGCUUCUGGUGGAGCCUGGGAGCAAAGACCUGAGCUUUUUGCUCCUGCUCAGAGCUCAUCCAAUAGCCCCAACAAAGGGCGUUUAGAUCAGGUACUGAAUUACUUACGAAUUUCUCCUCAGUAGGAUUCUCUCCAAAUUGUGGAAGCGGUUGUUAUGCAGCAUUACAGAGUAGCAACACAGAUGAGGCUUCUCUGGGCUGGGGCCUCAAACCCAUCAAUAGCCCCCAUGCAUUUUCACCCUAAGAUCCUGCUGCAUUUUUUAUCCCUGCAUCUCUCGUGGCCCUGUGUGACGUCUUCCAUUUCAGUGUCCACCCUGGUAGGCCUUUAUGUAGCAGCUCCCUCCGAGGAGGAGCGCGGCAGCCAGAGACCGUGCUGGAGGUGUUUGUGCUGCCCACACACACCAGAGCCCUGCAGUUGUGUUCCACCUCCAGGCCCUGUGCUGGCCAAUCUCUAGAGCUGUGUCAUGUAACUUGUCGCUUUAUUUCUCGUGCUGCCAAAGACUCGUGUGUACUGAGAGUAUCCCAGCAUCUUCUGGAAUCUGGAGCCCCGACCUUGGGCACAGCCAGGAUGAAUUCAGCUUCGGAGAAACCUUGGAUAUGGCUGGAUGUGCCGUGCAGGAACAAAGAGUGUGCUCACUGACUCGGGUUGCAAAGCUUUGUCAUGGGUCUCUCGUAGGUGCAGCUGAAGCCAAAGCGCCGCGCGGCGCUCGGGCGGCAGAGCCCGCUCCGCCCGCGGGAGGGCAGGGCUCUCCUUUCCCCGGGGCAGCCCCCGGCCCGCAGAGCGCGCUGCCUUCGGGCGCGGCCCGCGCUUCCCCUGCUUGUCACACUGCCCAAGUGUUUUUAUGAGACGGGGAAACUUUCUACUUGGCCUCCUUUAUAUUUAUUAUGGGGAAUUUUUAUGGGUUAAAUUUUUUAAGAAGGCAAAGCUUAAAAUGGUUUUAUUUUUUUCCAGACGCCGGUGGGUUUUAACCCGAUAUAUUAUCUAUCAAUAAUGUAAUUUAUUUAAUUUAGUCUUAGAGCAGGUCCUGAGAUCUCUGUUCAGUCUGAAUCCCAUUGUGUUCGGUUUAGCUUUUGAAUCCAGUGGGAGUUUUGCCUGAAUGUAGAUGGGGGGUCGGGCUCUGGUGUUAGCUCUCUGUAUCUAUUUAAUCCAGCCAUUUGUGAGUUCGUUUGGGAGUAACUGUGCUUAUUUAUCCGCAGGGCUGGUGUAGCCAUCGGCCUGUUAGUAAACACACCUCAGAGCUGGUAUUGCCUCGAAGAGCAGCCAGCUUCUGUCACACACGGGAAGAGCAACUCCUUCCCUAAAAGUCUACUUUUAAUUCCUUCUUUUAAAUCAUUUUAAUCGUUUAAAUAUCAACGUUUAAAUUAUUUAAGUUAAUCCCUUCCUGAUUAGAAAGUGGGACAUACCUUUAGUAUGGCACAGGAAGCCUUCCUAAUAUAACUUAUUUAUUUAACUUAUUCAUCAUCACCCGGGGAUGCCCUUGUAGAGUUUUUAUUUUUUAAUUAGAGUUAUCUAUAAAGCACUACAGCUGAUUUCCUGUAAGAGCAGCAGAGCAAACUUUGAGGACAAGCAAUGAAUAUUCAACCUAAAACUGUGUGUUCAGAAAAAUAGGGGGAAAAAAAAAAGACACUGGGAUACUUUGCCUGAACUUUGUGGCUUCUUAAAACUUAAGCUGGGGGGAAAAUAAUCCAUGCCAAGCAAAAAGAGAGAAACCCUUAAACUAGCUGCUUCCAAGAAUGAACUUCUGUGUGUGGAAAAAAAAAAA
Haemorhous mexicanus (house finch) is the source of this 6023-nucleotide messenger RNA. It is a transcript of the gene ONECUT2, whose product is annotated as one cut homeobox 2. Gene Ontology annotation, molecular function: DNA-binding transcription factor activity, RNA polymerase II-specific; RNA polymerase II cis-regulatory region sequence-specific DNA binding. Gene Ontology annotation, biological process: regulation of transcription by RNA polymerase II. The transcript has 2 exons. The record is from RefSeq and is a predicted model, not a curated record. Gene Ontology annotation, cellular component: nucleus. The coding region runs from base 1 to 1425 and encodes 474 amino acids. Lineage: Eukaryota; Metazoa; Chordata; Aves; Passeriformes; Fringillidae.